UUGUUUUGGAAUUUACAGGCAAGAAUGUCCAUGUCAAAGAGUAAGAAUUUCGUGUUGGAAGUGCAGGAAUGGAAUAAAGUGUACGAUGCGUUGUACAAGUCAAAUGACAGGGACUUGAAAGAAUGGGCUCUCGGUCGGAUCUCUGUUUGGCGCGCCAGAUUUCCCCGAAUACCAACUGGCAUGGACGUGACUGAACGCUUGUUUAGGGCUCUCCUGAAGGCAGAGGAUUUGAAAUUGAGUCGAGUCGGAGGAUUUGUGAAUGCGACUUCGGCUCAGAUUGCUGAUGCCCAUUCGUGUCUCGGAUUUGCAGUCAUAAGG
Notodromas monacha is the source of this 318-nucleotide messenger RNA. The record is from the annotation of a GenBank genome assembly. Lineage: Eukaryota; Metazoa; Arthropoda; Ostracoda; Podocopida; Cyprididae.